UUUUAUUCCAAACCAACACAGGAAUCAUUUUGGGAUGGACAGAAAGAUACCCUUCAUUUGCACGCGAACAAACGACAUGGAGAAAGUGACUAAUGAGUAUAGAUAGCAAGGUUUAGGGAAACAGUGGCUGUUAGAGGAAGCUAUGAUUGUAAUUGAAGAUUAAUGCUCAGUAUUGGAUUUUGUUCUUAAAUUAACUUUCACCAUCAGGUUGCUUCUUUACAAGUUACAAGACUCAGUAAACACUUAAGCAGGGAGUGAUUACAGAAAUGGAGGUGCACUCAAAUAGUUCAUUUGAAAACAUAAGUGAAGGAAAGGAUUUGGUGAGAUUCCUGAGCGAGAUGCUAGAAGGAGUGGAGCUUCCUGAAGAGUCUUUAGUCUAUGAACAAUGUAUCUACAGAGUUCCCCACAAAAUUCGUCAAGCAAAUGAUGAAGCAUAUAAUCCUCGUGUUGUUUCCAUUGGCCCCAUUCACCACCCAUUUCGACCCAGUGGCAACAAUAGACUGAAACCAAUGGAGGAGCUCAAACUGCAGUAUCUCAAGAGCUUUCUCAAUGGGGCUCAGCUAAGUGUUGGGGAAUGUGUUUCCAAACUGAAGGACUUGGAAAUAAGCAUUAGGCGGUGUUAUGCGGAGCCAAUUCAACAUAGCAGCGAUGAUUUCUUAAAGAUGGUGCUAAUUGAUGCUUGUUUCAUAAUUGAGCAUUUUCUUAGAUAUUAUAGUUUCCAAGAUUGGAUCAAAAGGGACCCUUUAUUCCUAAAACCAUGGCUGGCAAACGAUGUUGCGCUUGACUUGAUCCUACUUGAAAAUCAGCUCCCUUUCUUUGUUCUUGAAGGAUUGUACAACCUAGCAAUUGCUCCUCAUGCAACUGCUGGUUUGCCCUCUUUUGUUGAUGUUACUUUCAACUAUUUUAAACCACACAACCAACAAAACAUAGAACCUUCAAAUGUACGUGUGCAACAUUUCACUGAUCUUCUAAGGAUUUUCAUGUUACCCUCAUCGGUUGAUGGUGGACUACCAGAAAGAAGAGUGGAUGUGGCUCAUCAUCUAUAUAAUGCAAGCCAACUAUUAGAGGCAGGUUUAGUUUUCAAGGUUAGUCCAAAUAAAUGCUUACUUGAUUUGAAAUUUCACAAGGGUGUGCUGAUGAUGCCGUGCUUUAAGGUACAUAGCUCAACUGAGGUAUUUAUCAGGAAUAUAGUUGCAUUUGAGCAAUGUCACCAUCCUACUUCACCCUACAUCACUGAGUACAUAAAGAUUCUAGAUUUUUUGAUCGACAAAGAGAAAGAUGUGAACAUACUAGUUGACAAGAAAAUUAUUGUUAGCUUGCUGGGUGAUGAUGAUGCAGUAGCUACAAUGGUCAAUAAUCUAUGCUCAAAUGUCACCUUGCCACACAUCAACUCUGAAUAUCGCUCUCUGUGUGAUCAAUUGAACGGUUUCUAUGAAAACCCUCGCAACAAAUAUAAGGCAAUCUUCAUACACGAGUACUUCAAUACUCCUUGGAAAAUAGCAUCUACAAUUGCUGCAAUUUCGCUACUUUUGCUUACCUUGAUUCAGACCGUAUGUUCCAUCAUAUCAUUAUUUCAAGGCUGAAAUAUUAUGCAAUAUCAAUUCUUAAGUCUUAACUACUGUUUUGUAAUAUCACUUGUAAGAUUCUUAACUUUCCUUAUACAGUGUAAGAAAAUCUGCAUGACUUUCUCUCUGUUAA
Messenger RNA from Lotus japonicus, 1698 nucleotides. RefSeq names its product putative UPF0481 protein At3g02645. Lineage: Eukaryota; Viridiplantae; Streptophyta; Magnoliopsida; Fabales; Fabaceae. The transcript is spliced from 2 exons. The coding region runs from base 267 to 1583 and encodes 438 amino acids. The record is from RefSeq and is a predicted model, not a curated record.